This is a messenger RNA of Monomorium pharaonis (pharaoh ant), 12318 nucleotides long. RefSeq names its product centrosome-associated protein 350. Lineage: Eukaryota; Metazoa; Arthropoda; Insecta; Hymenoptera; Formicidae. Gene Ontology annotation, cellular component: centrosome. Gene Ontology annotation, biological process: microtubule anchoring. The record is from RefSeq and is a predicted model, not a curated record. Bases 1255 to 10518 code for a protein of 3087 amino acids. The transcript is spliced from 12 exons. Gene Ontology annotation, molecular function: microtubule binding.
GAUUUGCCGACCGCGAGGUAAACGCAAAAUUUCUAUGUUUUCUAUCCUUACUUAAGAAGUUUUCACAAGCCUUAAUUAAGAAGCUUUUACGUCAAGAAAAGCUUCUUACGUUAAAGAUGUCUUUGUGCAUUUAAUUUCAAUCAGUAAAAGAAAAUCUGUUGUUUUUCGAUUAGUUGGAAAGUAAUUGCCAAUUGUCAAUCAUAAUGUCAAUCAAUUGCAAUCGAAUCGACAAUCGCUAGCGUGAUUGGCCUUAAUGUAUUCUACAUGGAAAUAUGGAAGUAUGGAGCGCAGCUAACUUCAGACAAGUAGGCAUUUAUGUCCGUGAUGUUUGUGUACAGGUCAGGUGUUUACAUCCAUCAGGCUCCGUGUGACAUAAGUUUUGUUCAGUCUUAUUGGAAUUCGUAACGCUGUAUGAAGUAAACGAGCGCGUGAAAAACAAAAAGAGAAAAUGUACAUAUAUGUGUAUGAGAAAGAAGAAAUGGAGAUCUUGCAAUCUUGACGUUGCCAGACUCGAGACCGUGUGUGGGGGAGCCCCCCCGCCUCUGUCGAGAUAGCGGCACAAUAUACAUAACCGGCGCGUAACGGAGAGCGGAGUGGAACUGGUGCACAAGGGGGUUUGUGGUCAUGCGGUCCACGCGCGCGACUCUUCAUUCUCGGCGGGAUUCACGCAUUCACACGACUCGCGUCGCCGUCGCCGUCGCCGCUAUUGAUUAACGCCCGCGCGGCGCUGACAUGCGGGCGAGCGCGAUCGGCGGAGUGUACCCGACGUGUGUACCACGUGAUCGUAGUUUACAAACGGCCGUUGUGACAAACUGUCCGCUUGUCCGGGAGCAUAGCUAGCGUGCGGUACUCCGUGCGCGCGCGCGUCCGUACGCACGCGGCACGCAUACGUGGUGGAAAUUUUCACGCGUGGCGAGGAGGGAAGACGUCACGCGCGACGCUUCUGCAGGACGCUCGUGGUGAGGCCUGGAGUCGUCGGCCGAGGAUCGUAUCACAUACAGCCGUUGUCCUGUCGCCGCAGACGGUCUUUAAAAUACAACGCUGUAAAUUGAAGGAUUCCAUCGAUAUGUGAAUCCACAAUUCCGAACUGCAGGAUUUUACAAUUAAGCAGCUCUGUUGCAGACGAUGAAACUAUUUGUGAUUAAACAUAAAGGUACUAUUGCAUUCCACUGUAAUUACUCACAUUUAUAAGGAACAUGGAUGACAAUAUAGUAAUUUUAUGGGAUGUUAUUUAUAUAGUUCAAGAAUGAAAAUAUGAAGAGUAGUGGCCAGAAGGAAGAUUCCGUUGAUAAAAAAAGAUAUGUUUUCUUCUCGGAUCCAGAUGUUAUUGCCAAACGUGCAGAAACCUCUUCUGUCGCAGCACAGAUUACCCAAGAACUCGAGGCCCAACAGAAACCUUCUAAGGAACAAUCAGCUGACUUGCGAAUAUCCGCAAUUGAUUUAAAGAGCUUAGAAAAUUUACUAUCCUAUUAUCCUGUACAGCCACAUCCUUUUACGUUUAUCAGCGCAGUGAAACAAAAACUUGCUUUGGAAGAUCUUACUGAUUUCUGCGCCAAAACACGCGACCCACGUUCUCAAGCAAAAACUAGCUUGACUUCUUCAGCAAUAAAAAUAACCCGUACACAGAAUUUAAAUACGCAGAAUCAAAUUGUACAAAAAAUGGACUUCAUCAAGCCACUAAAAGUACCAGAUCUGAAAAUUUCUCCGAAAACAUUGGAUUUCACCAGUAGCAGAGAAAACUCUAUUUCAAAGGAGCUGCCUUUGACAAAAUCUGAAAUAACCACAAAGGAAUUCACACACGAUAAAUCUGACAAGAGCCUAAGAACUGGUGAGAGAGUACAGAGAAAGUUAGAUUUCUCCUCGGAUAGUUCAUCGUUUAUUAACUGUGAAAGCAUAGAGCCAUUAAAAGCACCAAAUGUCUCCAUAGCAUCUAUUUUGAGCAAGAAGAAGGAACAUGUUAGAGACAGCUCCAGAGAAAAGGAAAAUAGAUCGAAGAGAAUGAAGAAGGAUGAUUCUUCGAUUACAAAGAAGGAUGAAUUCAUGCAGGACCAAGUAAAACGCAGUCGUAGUCCAAGACAUACUUCUAGAAAAGAUACUGGCGAUGUAAAAUUAGCAAAAAAUGAUAAAUCAUUCCAUGCUGCAAAGAAUAACGAGAAAGAUUUUUUGUUGGUAAAAUCAAAGGAUAAAAAUUUUGUAGCGCCUGUUACCAAAAAAGAUAAUGAUAAAAGGCAAAGAUUCUUUAAUGUACAGUCUGUAGAAUUAAUGAAAGAUUCUCUGGAAUCUAAGACUCGAAUAUCUAGCAACGAAUCGCCCACAUCGGUUUUAUCACCUUGGAAACUAUUGGAUAAAGUCACAUUGAGAGAUAACAAUAUGGGCACUUUAUUUAAUAUUGAAAACAAAUCUAAAGACACAACCCACUAUUUUUUAAAGCAGAAGUCUGAAAUGGAGGACUUAAAGCAUAAAUUCGAUGUAGAUAAUAGACAAUUGAAACAAGACAAAUUAAGCACUAUUUAUAAAGAACAAACGAAAAGAAUUUCCGACAAGAACAAAAUUUUGUUGAGUAACAAAAGUGAAGAUAAACACAGUGUCACGGAGCCCUCUGAAGACGUUGAAUUUAUGUCUGAAACAAAUAAUUUCAGGAGUCGUAUAAGUGCUUAUCCUAUAAAUUCUACACAGCCAUCAAAAAGUAAAGGUUUUGAUGUGGCUAUAGAAAGUAAGCAGAGCAGUUCUCAGACCAGAUCAAUCAAAACCUCAGAAAGUUUUAAAUAUACAGAACAUUCCACAGCACACUCUGCAAAUACAAGUGUUAAAAAAGACGAGGAAUCGUGUUCUCAAAGCAUUAUUACAACUAAAGAAACGACAACUAACGACGAUUCAAACGACGUAGAUAGUACUGUACUGCCAGAUGUAUUGUUUGAUCCAAGAAGAAUUUCUCUCAGAGACGGCUACUCCCAACCAGAAUUUCAUAAUUUAACGACGCCGGAAAAAAUGAAUCUUAUGCUCAGAUCGAAACGAAGGAGACAUUUGAUGCAGAGCAGCGAUUCGGAAGUAGAUGCAAGAUGUCCAAAGUACAAGCCUAUAGUAAAAUCUGAGAAAGAACAAGAGGAGGUACAAUUGAUUCACCCAACAGCUUUGCAUAUGCAAUUUCAGGCAGAAUUGCAUCUGUAUGAUUCUUAUAAUGAGUCCCUCCAACAGGUAAUGGAUGUUGAAAAGUGUUUGUACAACACUAAAUGUGAAAUGCAGGAACAAAAAAGUUCACUGAAAGUCAAUGAAAAAAAUGAAGAAAAAAUCGUGCAAACUGUAGAAGACUGCGCAGCUGCUGCAAUCGAUAAUGAUGCCGUUGAGAAAACGACAUGGAAUCCAGGUGAAUAUAUAAAAAAGGAUAUUGUUGAGCGUCGAAAAUCAAACGAUGAGGCGCAUUUCAAUAGAGAGCAUUAUAUCCAAAAGCAAAACAAUGUCGAUGAGCCAGGUUAUGGCUUUAAUUGUGAAAAGUUUAAUAAAGCGAUUAUCAAAAAAGCGGAGGUACAAACACAGACAGUGAAUGAUAUAGCGACCCAAACGUACAUCGCGGAUAUAUCCGCGGAUGAACAAAACGCGCAAAAUAGAUUGUCAGAAACUGGUGAAUCGUUUUUGAGAGAAAACGAAGUUCCCCAGCUGUCUUUAGAUUCGGCUGAACAGUUCGAGGAUUUAGACCAAAUUGAAGAGAUGUCACUGCCUAGCAGAAUACGAACCAUGUCGGAGAUUAGUUUACACGAAACUACCUCGUCAAUAAAAACGGAAACCGGGACUGAAAUUAGUAUCUCAACUCGAGGUGUAACGUGCACGUUUACUCAAUAUAUAGGUUCAGAGAUAGCACGACUCUUAAGAGACGAGAAUCAACGAAGCUAUCAAAUUGAAGAGUUGUUUAAGUUUCAAGAGAAAACAUUAAAUGAUAAAACCAAAAAAUUAGCGCAACUAGAAGAGCAAAAACGCGCAUUGAAAGAUACUGGACAAGAUAGUCGUUCCGUGAAAAAGAAACAGAGAGCGCUGCUUCUAAGACUACAAGAGGAGAAGGCUGAAAUUCAAAGAUUAAAAGACUUAUACGAAAUUACAAGCCAAGAACGAAAGCGUAUGUUGCAAAAACAGAGAGACAUAUUUAAUCAAAAGAUGUCGACAAAGAAUAUCUUAUCGAAAUUAAAGAGAACCGCAGACAGCCAAUCGCCGAGAAGAUUAUCGGGUCCUAUGAAGGGCUAUGAUAUACGCAGUAAUAGCUCUAUGAGUUCCUUGAUCGAUUCGGAUAAAUCUCAACAUGAUCGGUCUCAGAUUGACACACGGUUGCAAGCAUCUGAAAGCGACGUAUCCAAAUUUGACUUGUUGAAAUCUAACAUGUUUAUAAGUUUAGCUGAAGAAAGCAACACAUCCGCGGCGAAACUCGAUGAUCUGGUUGAGAGUAAGGAACAAGAGAAGAGUCCCACCCAGUUACAAAAGAAAAGCGAUAUAUCAAAGUACGAGUUGAGAUCGCGAAAGUACGAAGAGAAAAUGCCCAGAGCGGAUAUCUUACGACAAAAGCAAAAUCAGCUGGAUAUGGAAUCGAAGCGGAUUCAAGGUCAUCCCAUGAAGAUAAAUAUUCGGCUUUUGGAAAAUCAGGAUCAGUUCAGGCUGUCGCAAUCACCAAAACCAGAAGUGGAAGCGUCAGCACCUGAUUACGUCAGUAUAAAAUCCGAAUCUGAUACGUUAGUGGAAGUGCUGUCUAAAAGAUCAAGAACAACGCAAGGAACAGAUUCUUCUAUACAAACCGCGAUGGCUGCAAAGGAGAAAGAGUUAACUUCUAAUGCUGUAACCGCUAAUAGCGAAUCUAUAGAGGAAGAGAUAAGCGCAAUAGUUCAAGACACCGUUUCGAAAAUGUCGCAGUCACAAAUCUCCGAGAUAUCACAGACGAGUGCAAGUAAGAAUUCUAAAAAAAACGACAAGACUCUUACGAGCGACAGAGAUAUAUCUAAAAAGCUGCAACAUGCCGAGCUAAAAGCAAGUUCCAAGCGUAAAAACGCCAAGCAUCAGAAAUCGAAAUCAUCUUCUAGUAUAUCAACGGAAAAUACACUGCGGUCCAAGUCCAGUUCUCACAUAUCGGAAGAGCUUGUCAAGCAUCAGGAUAAACGAACGAAAGUGGAGAACGAAAAAAAAUUGCAUCAGUUAGAUAACAAUAAGGAAAAUUUAAUCUUGGACGAGUUAGAGGAUCUCAAUGAAAGUCAAACUUCGCUUCAAGCGCUCGUUACGCUUAACGAGCAUUUGAAAGCUAUUAAAGAUAAAAACUUGAAAUUAUCGAGCGAAAUAAUAAACGAGAGUAAGAAAAGUGGAUCCGCUCAAGUUUCGAACAGAAAAUCGAAUGAGAAUGUUGAAGGUUUUUCCAAUGAAUGGGAUACUCAAAAUACAUCCCAACUGUCUCAAAUUAAUACUUUUGCCAUUUCCCAUCACAGUUCUGGAGAAAGCGAUAAAAGUCUGUCGAAGUCCGUAGUUGUUAGGUCGCAAAACAAAGAAUUCGAACAAAUUUUGAACGCACGGGAAACUGCACUUGCAUCGCGCAAAAACUGCGUUGAGGAGUGGAUGGCGUGGCACGCAAGGCUAAGAGCAGAGGAGGAACGUGUUACUCAUAUGGAGCAGGCAGCACUUAAACUUGUUGCGGCAGCAUCUAAUGUUUUGUGUCAGCAAGGAGGGGAGGGACGUCUGUGCUCUUUUAUAGAUACCACUGUGUCGUCCGAUACGAGUGAUGUCGAGGAAAGAAUAGGAAAUCUUACUGAGAAAUUAGCGGCACGACGUCUUGAAAUGGCGCGUUUAAAAAGAGAAGCAAAAAAGCAAGCGAAGAAACAACUACGUGCUCUGGAAACAAACCUGCGGAAUCAACUCGAGAAAUAUGACACGACGAUUCGCGAGAUGCGCAAAAAGUUGGAGUCGAAGAGAGCUAUUAAAGAAGCUGAUAAGUUAGCUAUAGAGCCAAAAUCACUGGCUGACUUUAAAGUACCUGAAAUACCGCUGAAGAGAAUACAGAACAUCUACAAGAGCAGCGAUUUACUGAGAUCCAGGUCGGAAUCUGAUCUCCUCUUAACAAGAAAUCGACAGAGGGAUUUGUCGAAAUUUGUGACGUCCAUAACAUACGAUGAUAAGCAUGAGAGGGACAGUUCUCAGAAAUCUACGAAAUCCAUGAAUACCAAGAGUGCAAACGUUUUCGAAGGCACUAUGGAUCUCCACGGUAGCGCUCGAACUAUUUUUAGUGAUUAUGCAUCAACAGAAGCACACGAUAAAAUUCGGACAACGGUUUCGUCGAUUUCGAAUGAUGUACAUCGUUCUGGAAAAUAUGUUCUUUCUACGCAAAAACAAGUCGAAAAAUCCAUUGCUGAUGUGAAACAAAGCGUAUCAUGUGACACAGGAGACGCUAAAACGGAUCCCAGUAUGGGACGGUCAGAAUUAGAAAUACAAACGAUGUUGGAGAGUACAAGAUUUGACGAUCACAGUACUAUUAACACCGAAUCGGCUGAAAAUAGAUUUAUCACUAGUGUCGAUCAAUCUCAGUCGAAAACUCUUACAGUAGUAUCCGAGAUUCCGGAAAUACGAAGCGUCGAGUCCUCUAAAUCUAUUUCAAGCAAAUCCGUAUAUUCUACAGAAAAUGUUGCGCGUAUCGCCGAUUCCAGUAUACUCACUUAUUCAAGAAAGUUGGAUUUUCUGCAGUUGAAUAAUAAGAACUUAAGCGAGGACAUAAGUUCCAUCGAAAAAGAUAUUAAGGCACUUUCGGAAAUAAUGUCGCGCCUAAGUAGCGAAUCGAAUGAGAAGUUUAAAACAGAUAACGAUGAAAGAAAUACCUCGCAAGAUAUAUCAGAGAUAAUAUCGAAGUCAGUUUUUAGUGAUCAAAUAAUUGAGAUUGAAAACGGACAUCAAGCGGCUGAGAGAGAAAUCGAUACCGAAGCUCCUUCCAUAUCGGUAAAUAAUAGAAAGUCACCAUCUGCCAGUAAUUUGAGCCAUGAUAAAUACAUGAUAUCGGACAGAAUAAAUAGUGAAAUAUCGGCAAUAAUCGCGGAAGAAGUUCCCACUAUCUCUAAUUCGCUUCAUGAAAUUGAUUACGAAGCCAAAAGCAAAGAGAUUAUGAAUGAAAUAGAGAAAUCUAUAUUGUCGCAACACGUUGGGAUCGCAAGCGGUGACGAUCCAACCUCAGCAUUAGAAAGUGGAAACGAAAAAUUAUUGAACAAUUUGGCCUCUGAGUUUGGAAUAAAAUCAAUUUCUGAAAUUCUUUCCAAAGUGUCAAAAAGCAAAAAAAGUCUUGAUCUCGCGAAAAACACAACGACGCAAAUUAUAGACGACGCAAAGCUUAAUAUAAAUAAGCAACGCAACGUAAGUGAAGCAAUACUUGAGGAGGAUGUUAUAAAAGCUCAAACAGAAGACGCGCAUUCUCUAAAACUUUUUGAACAUUUUGACACUACAUCAGUGCAAUCUCCCAUCAUUGCCGGUCAUCGUUCAAAGGAAACGGUAUCGCAACGCAACUCGCGAAGCGCAUCGAACUUAGUUUCGAGUCAGAACGCACAUUUGCUUUCUGGUAAAGAUGUGAAAUCGUCGAAAAGUAUUUCCGAGAUGCCAGAAGCCGGAAUUGACACCGCCAAUGACGUAGUUUUAUUAAAGAACCUUGAUGAAGAUAUUCAAACAGAGAUGCCCGAUAGUAUCCGACAGGGUUUGAAUUCAACGGCAUCUGCAUCUAAUGCUGCUCAAAAUCGAUCGCGCGCGGUUAGCGCCGAAAAUAUUUUACGCGAUAAGGACGAUUGGACGGCGUCUGAUUCAUUCGAAAUCCCGCAAGAUGAGAUUAGCACUGAAGUGCGCGAAGAACUCGAGAAUUCGAGAUCGGGUUGGGAUGAUACCUCAAAUAAUUUCUCGGAAAAGAAUGCAUCACGUGUCGAUGAUACGACAAAUAAAGAAGCUGAAAACAAUUUAUUAAUAAGUGACGCUGACGUGUCAGCUUUCCUUCCAAAGGGAGAAUCUACCAAUGUUGCGGAUGUACAGGAUAUUACUUUUAACAACACGUUAGCACCAUCUCACGCGGUAAAAAGUAAUGACGAGCUUGAUGAUAUAUUGGAUAUAAUCGCUAGAGAAAACGAUAAAGAGAAAAGCAUUCCUGAAAAGUUCGAUAAUGUAAUUUCCGAUUCGAUGGCUGAAUUGUUAGACAGAGUUAAGGAUAUUGUGGAAAAUGAUAGAGAUGUGGAUAGCCAUUUUAAAGGAUUUUUAUGUGAUACAGAGGAUGAGAAUAUCAGUGUAGAUAAUCGAAUUGAAGCGCUUUCAGAUGCUUCGAUGUUAAAUAACAAAGCGCGAAGUGAAACAAACGUAGAAGAUAUAAACGAAGAUAACGCGGUCUCUGCGAUGAAUAUUUGUAAAGAUGAUAAAGAUGAUAAAGCUAAUAAUCGUGAGGAAAUAAUAAAUAUUUCGUUACAAACGGUUGAGGAGAUUGGGGACAAAUCAGCUGUAAACUUACAUGUGGAAAUUGAUGAGGAGAGUCCACGCGAAUCAGCGUCGGAAGUACAAGAAAUUAUAAUAACAGAAUUGGAUUCGAGUAGUGCCGAGGACAAUGUAUUGUCUGAACUUGAAAUUGAUGCCAAAAUUGAGUUGGCUGAGGACGAGGAACCUGCCACGUGCAAUGUAAACGAGGACAGGAGUGUGGAAAGAAAUGAAGGGGCUAUAAAGAUAAAGGAAUGCCUGGAAUCAAUUCCGGAGCAAGAUAGUUCGGAUGGCGAACAAUUGGAUAACUUGGUGGAAGUUGCGAUGAGUGGAUUGGACACCGUAGAAAAAGCUGUUGCAUCCUCGCGCGAUUCUCCGAAGUCGGAAGUGGAUGAUGCGGUACUUACGACGCGGACUAAACAAUCUAAAGAAGAGACAACGGUUGACACGGCCGAAAAUAGUAACAAAGUCGCGAUAUCAGAAGCAUCAGUAAAUAUCAAUAAAACAUUCGAUAUACUGAAGGAUCCGGAAUACGAAGACAUCUCCGAGGAGAGCCUUGAGGUGUCCGAAAUUUUAGACAGAGAUGACAUUCCAAAGACGGGCGUCGCGAGAAAGUCCUCCGCCGACUUGCCGGAGAGGUAUCAAAUCACUCAGAAAUCGGAAGACAUACUGAGAAUACUGGAUGAGAUCUCGCAGAAAUCAUCGUUCGAUUCUGCAAGCAAUUCGCAAGACAACGAGAGGAGUGCUCGGAGUGCGUCGAGUGCAACGGAAGAGAUUAGCAAGGUUUCCGCGACGAACGAUUCACCCUGCGAGAAUAGAAAAACGACGAAUAAGGUGGACGAAGAGUCUUACGAGAUGAACGAAACGACGAAGGGUCGAUUCUUGGAAGGAGCAAAAUUGCAAUCGAUAGGAACUAGCGAUGUGGACGAUUUGUCUAAAAAGGGGAAAGUUGUUCCUUUGAAUUUGGACGAAGAUGACAAGUCCUCUCGGAUAAUAGAAGAGCUGCGCGAGAGAGUCUCACAGCUGCAGGAACAGAAUGGCUCAUCCGAAUCCAGCGAAGCCGGUGAUACUCCGAGAGGUGUAUCCGAGAUCGAGAUGGACUCACCGAGAGAUUUUAAUGAUUCGAGGCUAGAUAUCGAUAUCUUGGACGAUGAUCUGCUGAGCGGCACUAAAGCGACGAACCAGAGCAUCGAUAUGGAAACCAAUUUUCAUUCCCCAUCCAUCGUCACCACGUCCGAGAAGGACAUCGAGACUAUGAUUCAUGAAUUAAAAGCUUCAUUGGGACAGCCUGGCCAGGAGCUUGCCGAAUUGGAAGCCAAGCUACUUCGGCUCGAACAGUUGCAGAUCGAAUUGGAGAUUAAAAAAUUGGAAGCGGAGGAAGUGUCAUACUACGUUCGAGAAAUACCAAACAAACCACCGCCUCCUUACACUCCACCUGGAGAUGGCCGGUUAUCGGUUUCGCUCGGUUCGCCUCCGUUGGUCACUGCUGUAAUUCCGUCGAACGUUGAAGAAUUAACGGCAUUCACCGAGAAAGCCACAGCCUUAAUAUACAACGCCAAACUGGCCGGCGAGGAUAUCGCGAAUUUAGAGGCGCCUCCUGAAAUUUAUGAGUUAACCAAAGACAAGGGUGAGAAAAGAGAUAGACGGAUCUACAACACCUUUCUCUUUGAUCUCUGUAAGGAGACUAUCGUGGAGGUCUAUCGAGCGGAAUACGAGAAGCCUGGUCCAAGUUGGACAAAGCCGAACGUGAAAACCAAGCCUACAAUGAAGAUUCCGAAGAACGUGGAGGAGCUUAUCGAAUAUGUUAAUAAGGAGGUCGCCACGCUGUUCGGUUUUAAGACGAAAUUGCAGCGGGAAAACAUGGUAAUGCGUUGGAGCAGGAAGCGCAGAGACAGGGUCGACGAGCUGCUGGCGAGAGAGGCUCAGGCUGAAGAGGAUGAAUGGACUAAGUUUCAUCAUGACGAGCUGGCAGUGAAGAAUGGACUUACAGUAGCUAUACUGGAUACCCUUGUGAUGGAAACUGCGAACGUGAUGAAAAUAGCAUAUGGUAAGAAGAGGAGAAUAAUGGUGUAGCGAUUAUUAAUCUUUGCAACUGAAUAGAGACGUUUAUCUCACAAUUCGUUGUUAAUCAAGAACAAAAGUGAAAAAUAUCUUCUCAGUCAAUGUUUUCCUCAAAACUGCGUUUCGGAUACCAUGUUACUAUUAUUCACACUUUUGUCCAUUAGUACCUUAAGUGUAACAUAUAGGCUGGUUCCUAUUUAUUUGUUAACUAUGCAAUUUGUUGCUCUUUCUUUUUACAUUAAUUGAGCUGAUGCGUGUAAAUGUUCAAAUAUAAGUAGACAAACUGCAGUGAAGUGAAAUAUAUGAAUGUCAAAGAAAGAAAGAGAGAAAGAGAGAGAGAGAGAGAGAGAGAGAAAUGUAAUAUAAUAAUUACAAUAAUACUAGCCAUUCACAAUUUGAUAAUCAAAUGCCCUAGGUCAGUUUUAAAAUUUAUUUCUUGUUAUAAUGACGAGUUUAACAAGUUUCUAGCAUUUAAAACAAUGAUUAUGCAUAUGUACGAACUAUCAUAGAACGAGUAACGUAAGACUUGCGGUACUAUGUGCUUCUACCGAAAACGAUGACAAAUAUUAAUCAUCGAAAUAGUACGAAGCGUUUUGUUCAAUUUAACUAAGUACAGAAUUAUUAGAUUAAUAGCAGAAAUAUGAUCUCUUGUUAUGCAAGUUUUAUAUUGUGCUUUUUCUAGUACGUUAUUAAAAUAUUUAUGCUGUAGUUUAUCUAAAUUGUACAAUAUACUAUCUUAAUAAUCACACGCACGCUCUGCUGUGUUGCAUUGUAAUUGAACAAAACGUUUCCCGUUUGCCGUAUGUGGCGUAUGUAAAUUAUUACUUUAGCGAAACAGUAGAAUAUAAGUAGUAAGUUUCAAUAAGUCAUGUUAGACAGCAGUCACAUGCUCAAUUACUUUUAAUAAAAUUAACAAAAUUCCAACGGAAAGACUGACAUUUCGGGGCCAUUUUGAUCGAAAUUAUAAACCGUUGAAUGAAGUACAUAAAUGGAGAUUGUAGUAAACGUCGGCUAUACAGGGUGAGGCAUAUAAAUUUUAAUUUGGAAAUUAUCUUUUCUUCCUUGUAAAUCUUGUUCAGCUCCAAAUAUCUUAAAUCAUGUACUUCUUAUGUACUUCUCCUGCAUACUGGUUUUCAAGUGUCGUGAAAGAUUAGUUUUAUUUUUUAAAUAAAACCAUCCGCGUAUACACAGGCCCUGUAAUCAUACAAAAUACAGUCAAGAUUGAAUCCUAUAUACAGUCAUUAUAUUUACUCUUAUUAUCGACGAAACUACCUGUAAUUUAUUGAUGGACUGAUAAUCAAUACGCGUUUUUUAUUUCAGUCGCGUCGCUUUCGAUUGUCGCGAUUCUAUUUCACUCAUGUAAUUUUACGUUCGUGGUUGUGAUGUAAAUAUUAAGACUCACAGGAGUGCGACGGUGGCACUUUAAAACGCUAUGACAUGCGAACGUAACUGUCGUGAAUGUAAUUUUUCUCGAUAUUUUACCAGCGUUGAAUGUGCUCCGUCUUCCUGUACGCUGUAGAAAUGUAAAUGCUGCAGCGCUCAAAUGCGACGUCCAGCGUUGUUUCUUUAUACGCGGGUAACAUUGCUUUUUGUAAUUUUAAUUAUAACACAACUUUUAUUAAAACUCCCACUGUGCAGGCCGCCCUGAUGAGCCUUUCCCCAUUUGCAGGGUACCUAAUCUUGUAGAGUUCACAAUUCUCUUUACAUUAGCAAUUCUCGGCGUCUGUAGUUGUUACAGAGAUUGUUUAUGUAUGUAGUGUUGAGUAUGUACUUAACUAAGGUAUAUUUUAUAAUAAACUUUUUCUGAAAAGA